Molecule: messenger RNA, 1476 nt
Organism: Blumeria graminis f. sp. triticale
Lineage: Eukaryota; Fungi; Ascomycota; Leotiomycetes; Helotiales; Erysiphaceae
Source: the annotation of a GenBank genome assembly
AUGUCACUCACCAUACUGGCUUCUGAGAUCCUUGCAGCCGCCAAAGAAAUUGAUAAAUCUCUCAAUGAAAGCAACAAAGAACAGAUCCAACCCUCUUCGAGUGCUUCCAGCCCUAGUGUAUUUGACAAGAUCUCCAAAUGCUCCUUUGACAUUGUUUGUGUCAUAGGAAAUCUCAUCUUCCGUCCCUGGCGGUUGAUAUUAGGGGAUAGUACAGUAAAUCAUCAGAGCCUCCUACACACUAGCAGUACGGUUUCAGGAAAAGAUGAUGAAAGAAGUAUCAGUUAUUUUGAAAGGUACAAUGCUCUACCUUCAGAAUUGUUGUCUAAAUGCGAAGUUUUAAUCAACAACUGCCACCGUAUCCGGACCUUAAUUGAAGCCCCGGAGACAGCAUUAGUCAACAUAUACAGCAAUUGGACCGAGAUGGUAUCGCUCCAGGUAAUUUGCCACUUCGAACUAUUCAAAGCCGUUCCACCGUCAGGGUCUGCCACCUACUCUGAAAUUUCAGCUGCCACUGGAUUGCCCUUACAUCUUGUCAUUCGAUUUAUUAGGAUUGCUAUCUUAAACGGGAUAUUUACUGAGCUUGUUCCUGGGCAAGUCAGUCACACGCCACGAUCUCAUUGGCUCCUUACUCGCGGACAAGGUUUAAUUGAUAUCAUAAAUGUUAAUUGCUACGAGCUAGCACCGGCCGCUCUUCGCUAUCCCGAAGCCAUUGAAAAGUACGGUGUUGCCGAGGAACCUGAACAAAGCCCUUUCGCUCUCAUCAACAGCAAUAUGCCCAUAUUUCACGUGUUUGCCCGAGAAGAAUCUCGCCGACUCCGCUUUGGGAACGCUAUGCAAUAUCUUACAUCAAACGAAAGCUAUGAUGUUCGUCACAUACUAGUUGGACACGAUUGGAUCAGCGAUGAUAAAGUUGGUGCUCGUGUACUUGACGUUGGUGGGGGCCUAGGUCAUGUCUCAAUUUUUCUUGCCGAACAAACAAAAUUUCUAAAUUUCACCGUGCAGGACCUCCCAAAUGUCGUGGAGGAUGCCAUUAAAAACAAAGCCACUCUCAUCAAGAGCCAGGUUCAAGAUCGUAUCUCUUUUUUACCGCUAUCUUUUUUCACGCCACAUCCUGCUUCUGACAUUUUCUAUGAUGUCGUGUUCAUGCGUUGGAUCUUACAUAACUGGAGCGAUAAGCAUGUCCGCCAAAUAUUCCGUUCCUUAUUGCCAAUCCUCCGCAAGGGAAGUCGAGUACUUAUCAUUGAGUACCUGCUAGAUGAAGAAUGUAUAGGUGUCAAUGCUACGCACAAUAUCGGAUUACGAUGUGAUCUCAUGAUGGGGGUCGGCUUUGGGGCAAAAGAACGAACGGCCCGCGAGAUCAGAGCCUUGAUGGAAGAAGUUGCGGCGGAAUUUAAUGGACUAUGGAGUAACUGGAGCGUGCGUAAGCCAAAGUGCAGCACUAUGGGGUUUUUGGAGGCUACAUGGGAAGGCGUUUGA